UUUGUGUACGACAAAAAAGCAGGGGGGUUUUCAUACGGUUUCAGGGAAGUGUCUUCUCUCUCCGAGAUGACAACAACAAAAAAGCACGGCGUCUAGGCUAAUGGGGGGAAAUACCACUGAUGUUUAUAUUGCCUCUUUUCUUCCUUCCUUCUUUCUGUUUCUACUUGUUUAUCUACCUAACCCAAGGUAUCCUGUUGGAGCGGUUUCGAAGAAAAAAAAAGGUUUCUCUUCCAUCUGGACAUAUUACUGCCGAGAAUGAAUGCUUUAUUGUACAUGGCUACUACCUCUUACUCAUGUUUACGAAGUCCUGUCAACCCGUUAGUAGGUACUACUAUUAUCUAGACGUACGAGAUUCCGAUAGUGACGUUUUUGGUACUGACUUUACGAUGACGAUACUUGCGUAACGGAAGGAUAGGACGGGGAUUGGAAGGGGGAGGGUAGGGGCAGGGGCUAAUGGG
Daldinia decipiens is the source of this 458-nucleotide messenger RNA. RefSeq lists its product as uncharacterized. The transcript has a single exon. NCBI's taxonomy places the organism in Eukaryota, Fungi, Ascomycota, Sordariomycetes, Xylariales, Hypoxylaceae. The record is from RefSeq and is a predicted model, not a curated record. The coding region runs from base 120 to 404 and encodes 94 amino acids.